CACCCCGCCUGCACAUAUCUUAGAGCGCCGGGCUAUUGCUUCGUUGUGCUAGCUCCAAUAUUUGUAAUAUCUCAUUCAAUUUUGCAAUUGGCUGUUUCGAUUUACCUUCACCAUACAAUUUCUCGCGUCGUCAGAUUUGGACGGUACAAGAAACUGAGAUUUCUCAUGCAAUAAACUUGUUAUUAUUGUUAGAAAACCUGAAAAUUUACACGAAAUGACGACACCUGGAGCUGGAGGAAUAGGUGCUACGGGAGCAGGAGGAGCAGGGCAAGAUGGGAAUUGGAGAGCAACUCAAUUUAGAUCAAAAGUCGUUGGACAAAUCAAUGAUGCUCUACGAGAUGCCUGCAACCCUAUUGAGAAAUCAGGUAGUGAGCUGGAGGAACAUAUCUUCAACCGGGCCAGGGAUAGGGACAGUUAUCUGAGUCUUGUAGCCCGUCUUAUUCUCCAUAUGAGAGAUAGUAAUGCUGCUAAAGAGAAGGGUUUGCCUGGUAGAAUGACUCCAAACAUGGCUGGCCAGCAACAAGAUCCUAUGGUAGCCCUGCAGGGACUAACACAAAUGGGCCAGUCCCAGAGUCCAGGACCUGGUCUACAGAUGCAGCCUAACCCCAAUCAGAUGGUUCCUGGUGUUGGUAACCAAGGCAAUAGGCCUAUGAUGAGGAAUCAGAUGGGCCAACCUCAAGGUGGCAAUCUGAUGGACCAGCGUCAGCAGCAGCAGCUUCAGAACCUUCAGAAGAUCAUGAGCACCCCUAGCCAGCCUGGUGGUAUGACUCCUGGUUCUGGGAUGCAUCAGGUAGUGUCACAAGCAGGUCCAAACCCAUCACAACAACAGUCUCAAAUGCCCCACUACCAGGGUGAUGGAGGAAUGCAACAAGGUGGGUUUGCUGGUCCAGCAGGAGGAGGCGGGAACAUGACCCCCCAGCCCCAGACCGGUAUCAUGUCUGUAGGUCCUCAGGGUGGUCCAAACCAAAUGCAUGGUAUGCAGCAAGGCCAGAUGGGCAUGCCUCCAAACAACAUGAUGUCACAGCAGAUGAACCAGAUGGUAAGACCGCAACAGAACUUUCAGAGCCCUAUGGUGAUGCAGGCCCAAAAGCCCCAGGCCCCGAUACCGCCCCGGUCUCAAGUACCCCGCUCCUACCCAGUCCAGUCCACCCCACCCAUACAGUCUAGGCCACCCAUGUCUCCUUAUGGUGGCUAUCCCUACAUGAUGUCCCCUCAGUCUGUUGUGACAGAUUCCCCAGUGUAUAGACAGCAACCAUCACCAGCUCAGCAAACACAGCAAGGAUCAGCUCCAGGAUCUAACCCCAUGCAUUCACCAGCCAGCUAUUUACAACCAUCACCCUCCCCUCAGGGUCUCUCUAUCCCCUCUCCAGCUAGUGCAGGAUCCCAGAGAGGAGGCCCUCCCAGUGUACCUUCACCAAGCAGCACACUCAAUACCCCAGGCAACCCAUCAUCAGUAGGGAGUGUGAACCCAAGCCCCGGGGGAGGGAUGAGAGGUGGACCUGGGUCUAACCAAGGUCAAGCAGAACUGAUUGCCUACCAGGAGAAGAUGAGAUACCUCUCAAAGUACAUUGAACCCUUGAAGAAAACCAUCAUGGCUAACACCAACAGAGAGGACUCUGGUGGUCUCAGUGCUACUGAUGUAAAUAAGAUGAAGGGUCUAUUAGAAAUCAUAGCUAACCCAAACCCAAACAAGAGACUCACACUCCAACAACUCAACAAAUGUGAACAGUACCUUGAAGGAUUUGAACAGGUGAGAAAUCAACUUGCAACCGCCAGCUCAUCUUCCACUGCAAUGACAUCAACAAAAGCUACAACAGCCAGCACGGCAUCAACAUUGGAAACAAGGAUAAUGGGGAAGACGAACAUGUUUCAGCCUCUCUUGGAUGCAGUGAAGGCUAAUAUUGAUUCUCCUUAUAUCAACCAUACCCUACAGAGGACAUUUGGUCCUGCACUGACAACACUGCAAGGGACCCCAUCACACUUCCCAUCUCCACCUGCCAAGAAGCUGAAGACAGAACACGAGCGUAGCCCAACAACACAGACUGCUAUUCCUAACAUCAUCCAAGGAGAGGUGGCCCGUCUUGCCCCUAAGUUCCGAGUGAACCUUGACCCCAUGUUCCACACUAGUAGUAAAGAUGUCCAUCUCAUCUGCAGAUUAGAUGACAAGCACCUCCCUAGUGUUCCGCCAAUCAAUGUUGCCAUACCAGAACAGUAUCCAGAACUUAGUCCUAAUUAUGAUGUCUCUCAACAAGAAUACAAUCAAACACCGUUCCUGAAGCUGGUCCAGACCGCCCUUCAGCACCAGGUGAUGCGCAUGCCUGACCGUUACACCCUGACACAGAUCCUUGAUGCAUGGGAGAUGAGUGUCAGGAAGUCUUGCCUCAAGAUGAUUGCUGCAAGAGAUGCAACAUGAACAGACUUCCUCAAGAUUAACAGGAUAAAGAUUUGAAGGUAUUGUGGACAGACAUCUUGGAGAUGUGCAGGAUAAAGUUUUGAAGGUAUUGUGGACAGACAUCUUGGAGGUGUGCAGGAUAAAGGUUUAAUAGACUGGAAUGGAGUGGACAAGCAGAUAGGACAUUAUCAAAAUGAACAGGAUAAAAAGUGUAAUGGACAGGACAGUCUUGAUAAUGAGCAUAGAAGAAAACUUGGAGAUAUACACGGGAUAAAGGUUUGAAGGUAUUGUAUCUUGGAUAUGUGCAGGAUAAACGUUAAUGGUUUGAAAGGUCUUGUGGACAUGCAGAUAUACCAGCUUGAAGAUUUACGGGAAACAGGUUUGAUGGACUUGAAAGACUUGGUGAAUUGGAUAUGGGAAAAGUAAAGUAAAUGCUGAUUGAUGAAUGUAUUUAUUUGAUAUGGACAGGUUGCAAUGUCUUUUAAAGCUGAUUUAAGAUCCUUGUAGUCAGUCCUGCCUAUAGGUAUUGAUACAAAAGUUGCAACACUAGCAGAUUGUUCAAGAAAAUGUAUGAUGGAGUAGAUAUGUUGAGCAGAAUGGUCAAUAUACAUGUCCAGCAUAGUAAUGAAGGGAAUGUUUGGAAGUAGUUGUCUUGAUUGAUAAGGGAUGAAGAUUUUUUUAAGUUGUUACCAGAUGAGCACUUGGUAGAAGAGCAAUUACUGCAGGAGUUGCAGCAUGGACACUAGGCAAGGGACUUCUAAAAUGUAGUUUCAACUGGACAUUUUUGGUGAUGGUCAAAUCAGUGCCUUUCUUGCCUGAGAAUCAACAGGAUCUCAGUUUGGAGAAUCUGUUGAGGUAAGGUAUUUUUACAGAGGAAGCCAUCGGAGUUAAUUUGUGUUUGCAAGGAUGUAUUCAUAAGAAAGUCAUGCCUUGAGGUCAUUGUGCCAAAGUGGCAUGAAGCCACAGGAUUAAGUUUGUUUUAUUUAUUCAUUCUAGGAUUAUCGUCUGCUGAAAUAUUUAAGAUCUUGUGAUAUUAACAAUUUAAAAAGCCAAGAACGAGCAAAUAUUUGUAGCAUGUUUUAAAUAUGCAAUGAUCUGGUCAAUUUAUGAAUUACAUGUUAUGAAACAGGUGAACACAGUAAGAUGAUGAAAGACGAAUCAUGAGAAGAAAGUACAAUUUUGGCGUAAACAUGACAAAGGUCAGAAAACUUGGAGUAUCUGUUAUUGGGAAUACAGGCCUUUCUUGUAUCUUUUGCUACAUUAUAUACAUAUGUAAAGACUUCUCCCAUUUCUGCUCCAAUGGCAUGCUUUUAUCAGCCAAAAUGGAUACCACAGCCGGUGAAGUUUAUUCACAACCAAUCAAAUUGGAACGAUUUCAGUAGCUUUAAAUUGUUAUUGCUAUUUUUUUAAAUUAUACUCUUAGAGUAUUCAUUAUUUCAGAGGCUGCCUUAGACCCUUGAGGCACCUUGAACUUGAACAGAAAGCUUUUAAAGAAUACAUACAAAAUUCUGUCAAAAUUAAAGACUAGUAUUCUGAAUGAUCAUGGGGCGUUCCAAUGUGAAUCCUCCCACCUAUCUUAAGUUUACUAUCAUUUUUUCGUAAGUGCAUCAUCUGUGUUUUUUAUAAAUAAUUUGAUAUUCUCUGGAUAUACCCACGCAGACACUGCUUCGCCAUGUACAUUCUUUUGGUACGCAAGAUAAAAUAUCAUCCAAGACAAAAAUUAUAGAUUUUAUCUGACAGAUUAAAAUAAAUCUCAGAAUACCAAUUUCAUUUUAAAAAUAAACUGAUCUCAAAUUACCGCCCAAGAAGUGCAGGUAACUAUUUUCAUUCAAGUUUUAUUUUUCAGUAUUAUUAACUUGUUUGUGAAGUUGCUUGGCAUAGGAUUCAUGGCCAUUUAUAUUUACUGUGUCCUCAUCAUGGCCAUAUAACUUUAUUGUUCAUAUUGAACUAAUGAAAUCAGUGAAUAUUGUGUCAUAUUCAAAUUGGACCUGUAAUUGUGCAUGGUACAAGUAAUCUGAAAUUACAAUUGAUAAAUGUAAUUUGUUAUGAUUGAUUAAAUUUACACUUCUACAGCACACCUUAGUCAACGUGUUAUACAUGUUGAUUUUUGAAGUCUUGUCAUUGUCAGUGUGGCUUUAAAGAGAAAUUCCAGUAGUUGCAGUAAACACUGAUUUCAUGAGAAAGUCUGUAAAACCAGGCUUAAUUGUCAGUAUAUCAUCGAGGAUCUAGAUCUGGUACAGUUACAUAAACUGAACUUUGUGAAAUCUUGAAAUCUACGCUGAAAAAUGUUCAGACUGAACUUCCCCAACACAGAUAAGCGCACGUGCCACGUGGGACUGUGUAUAAUUAUUGCUUUGAGCGUCGGGCCCGACGCUCUACCCGAAUCCUGUGCUUAUUUGCUGAUUUCUCAGCAAUUACACAAUUUCUUCCAGAAUCCUUUGGCACAUGCGUUUUAUUUAUACAAACAUACACUUUGGUGGUCAUUUCAUUGGAUUCUGUACGAACUCAUUUUGAUAUCGUUACCAAAACUAGCAUUUACCUUUAAUUUAAGUGUUUGAUAUUUGACUUGAAGGUGAAAAUCAAUUCAGAAGUGUGUUUUUAAUAGAAACAGAAAUAUGGUUUUAGAGUUUGUCGUUGAAUGUUUGAGCAAAUUUCAUAUUAGCCUACAAAAUAUCAUAUGAAGUUAGUGUCCAAAUUUGGAAAUUACAGUACAAUCUAUUAAGCACAAAUAAUCAUCUUUCUGAUGUGGGUUACCCUGCUGUUUUGUUUAAUGCCAAAAAAAAGUAUUCACUUUCUCUCCAGAUAUCAAAUAUUGUAAACAUAUUCACAAGUAUAGUUAUUCUUAUCUGAGAAUACACUAAAUUAGCAAGCAAAAUUAUGAAAUGUGUGUAUGAACCUAAUUGGUAAGUAGCUUACAAUAUUGAAUAUGCAAAGGGUUUUUACUGAAAACAUGUUUUAUGAGAAUUGAACAAGCUAGUGUGAAUUGUUCGAA
Lytechinus pictus (painted urchin) is the source of this 5384-nucleotide messenger RNA. RefSeq names its product mediator of RNA polymerase II transcription subunit 15-like. Gene Ontology annotation, molecular function: transcription coregulator activity. The record is from RefSeq and is a predicted model, not a curated record. NCBI's taxonomy places the organism in Eukaryota, Metazoa, Echinodermata, Echinoidea, Temnopleuroida, Toxopneustidae. Gene Ontology annotation, biological process: regulation of DNA-templated transcription. The coding region runs from base 215 to 2413 and encodes 732 amino acids. The transcript has 17 exons.